UGAAGCAUUCCUGUUAUAGAGAUAGCAGCUCAUCUAUUUGAGAUGUUCUCCAUGGGGAACCGAAAUAUUGUUUCCAUCGCUGCCAUAAUUGCAUCAAUCCUUGGAGUCUUCAUACCAAUCCCAACAGGGGCGCAAUUGAUUGGUGUUUGUUAUGGAAUGGCUGGAAACAACCUGCCUCACCCCAGCGAUGCAGUGAAAUUAUACCAGUCGAAGAACCUAAAGGCCAUGAGGCUUUUUCAUCCAAACCGAGCCGUUCUCGAGGCUCUCAAGGAUUCCAACAUUCAACUCAUGUUAGGGGUUCCCAACACCGAUCUCCGAUCAUUAGCCACCAGCCGUUCAGCAGCCAAACACUGGGUGCAAAAAUACGUGAAGGCCUAUUCCCAGCGCGUCUCAUUUAAAUAUAUUGCGGUUGGCGAUAGGGCGAUCCCAGGAGACCAAGCCCGGUAUGUGCUUCCAGCCAUGAGGAACAUCCAUUCUGCUCUGUCCUCGGCCGGCCUGCAGGACCGAAUCAAAGUCUCCACCUCAGUUGCCACCGGACGUGAGGUCCUGGAGCAGUAUUCUCCUCCCUCGUCCGGGAGAUUCUCUUCUCAUGCAUCGACACAGUUAACACCGGUAGUUCGAUUUCUGGCCAAAAAUGGAGUCCCACUCCUCAUAAGUGUGUUCCCCUACAGAAGAUAUGUUGGUGACCCGAACCAUAUUGGGGUCGACUAUCUCUUCUUUAAUUCCUCAAGGACUGUCGUAAAAGACGGACAGUAUAGCUAUCAGAACCUCUUUGAUGUAAUUGUUGAUGCUGUUUACGUUGCGUCGGAGAAGGUGGGAGGGACCAAUUUGACGGUCGUGGUAUCGGAGAGUGGUUGGCCGUCGGCUGGUGGCUUUGGAGCAACGAAGGAACAUGCAAGGGCGUACAAUCAGAAUUUGGUCAACCAUGUUGGCCAAGGAACGCCAAGGAGACUCUGGAAGUCCUUGGAGACUUACGUAUUUGAGAUGUUUAAUGAGAACCAUAAGCCACGAGGAACAGAGCAACAUUUUGGGAUGUUUUACCCAAAUAUGCAACCAGUCUACCCCAUGAACUUCAAUUAAAAUAUGAUCGAGGACUACGAAUAGACGAUAAUAUCUAAAAAUAUAGGGUUGGGAGCACGUAUAAUGUCUAGUUUUUCCUUCUUCACUGUAUCUAUCUCCUUAGGAAAAUCCAUGUCGUGAUGAACUUCCCUUCUACUUGUAAUAUUUCAUGAAUAAACAUAUCAUCAUGCACCUUGGAUUUUUUAGAUCAUAUG
Messenger RNA from Phoenix dactylifera (date palm), 1274 nucleotides. Its product is annotated as glucan endo-1,3-beta-glucosidase-like. The record is from RefSeq and is a predicted model, not a curated record. Gene Ontology annotation, molecular function: hydrolase activity, hydrolyzing O-glycosyl compounds. Gene Ontology annotation, biological process: carbohydrate metabolic process. NCBI's taxonomy places the organism in Eukaryota, Viridiplantae, Streptophyta, Magnoliopsida, Arecales, Arecaceae.